GACCUCGGAGCCACAAGAUGGCAGUGCGCACCGAUGACGCGAAUGAAUGAUCGGAACAAAACCAUAACGCGUUUACUACGCUCCGGCUGAACUCCAUAAUCAUGGAUGAGCUGAGAGCGACGUGGAAGGUUCCCAGCAUUGCACAUUUCUGUUCCCUUUUCCGUGUUGCUUUUGACCUUCCAGAUUUUGAAAUUGAGGAACUGGAAGAUGCUCUUCUGUCAGAUUUCCCUCCAGAAGGCAAUUAUUUCAUUGCUGAUCUCAUUUCCCGGUUGCUCAGUGGUUACUAUGGAAACAAAGACAUUGUGUCAGACAACUACUCGUCGUGGCUCGCUGACCUCCUGCGCUACCGCUGGACGGCGGAGACGGGCACGGAGAACCCGCUGUACGACCAGGACUUCAUCGACCUUCCCCUACUGCACAAGGUCGAGAUCCUGCUCACGCUCUGCGAUUGGAGGCUGGAGCCGGAGGAUGCUGCAGAGUGCCUGAAGGGUCUUGACUCGGACAGCAUGCGCAUCGAGCCGCUGGGCAAGGAUGCCGAGAACGCCAGCUACUGGUACUUCUAUGGCACAAGGCUCUACAAGGAGGACCCUCCACCUCCACCACCCCCCGAACCGAGACGGCGGAAAAGGAGGAAGAAAAAGGAGGAAGCUGUUGAGAAGAAGUCAAAGAGGGGAAAGAAUAAGGAGUUGGAAAAGAAGAAGCACCACAAGAAGAAGUACAAGGAGAAGAAGCAGGACAAAGCGGCUGCGGUAGCUGCAAAGAAGCAGGAGGCUCGUGCGAAACGUGCAGAGAAGAGAGCCACGCGGGUCAAGGCUGAGGUCAAGCCUGAGGUCAAGCCUGAAGUCCUGCCUGAGGUCAAGGUUGAGGUCAAAGUUGAGGAACCGGUCGCCUCUCCGCCGGUGAAGCGGGGCAGGGGAAGACCACGGAAGUAUCCUAGAAAGGAAGAUAUUAUUGCUGCGCAACAAAAGGCAGCCAUGGAGGAGCAAAGGGCCCUGGAGCAGGGAAAAGCCCUAGAGCAGGAAAAAGCCCUAGAGCAAGAAGAAGCCCUAGAGCAAAUAAAAGCCAUCAAGCAGGAAAAAGACGAGGAGCAGAAAGAAGUCGUAGAUGAGCCAAUGGUCACAGACCGGGUGAAGAUCAGGGGAAGACCACGGAAGUAUCCGAGAAAGGAAGAUAUUAUUGCUGCACAACAAAAGGCAGCCAUGGAGGAGCAAAGGGCCCUAGAGCAGAAAAAAGCCCUAGAGCAAGAAAAAGCCUUAGAGCAAGAAGAAGCCCUAGAGCAAGAAAAAGCCAUCAAGCAGGAAAAAGAUGAGGAGCAGAAAGAAGUCGUAGAUGAGCCGAUGGUCCCAGACCAGGGGAAGGUCACAAAUGAGGAGAAGGGUGGAGGUGAGGUGAAGGUCACAGACCAGGUGAAGGUCUCAGAUGAGGAGAAUGGUGGAGGUGAGGUGAAGGUCACAGACCAGGUGAAGGUCACAGAUGAGGAGAAUGGUGGAGGUGAAGGUGGAAGGUCAACCAGACCCAGGUGAAGGUCACAGAUGAGGAGA
This is a messenger RNA of Priapulus caudatus, 1541 nucleotides long. Its product is annotated as cat eye syndrome critical region protein 2-like. Lineage: Eukaryota; Metazoa; Priapulida; Priapulimorpha; Priapulimorphida; Priapulidae. The coding region runs from base 102 to 1523 and encodes 473 amino acids. The record is from RefSeq and is a predicted model, not a curated record. Gene Ontology annotation, cellular component: CERF complex. The transcript has 6 exons. Gene Ontology annotation, biological process: chromatin remodeling.